AUGGGUGAUGUUGAGGAAGACAACAAGAUCUUUGUUCAGAAGUGUGCCCAGUGCCACACUGUGGAAAGGGGAGGCAAACACAAGACUGGGGCAAAUCUCCAUGGACUGUUUGGGCGGAAGACAGGUCAGGCUGCUGGAUUCUCUUACACAGAUGUCAACAAGAACAAGGGCAUCACCUGGGGAGAGGAUACACUGAUGGAGUAUUUGGAGAAUCCCAAAAAGUACAUCCCUGGAACAAAAAUGAUCUUCGCUGGCAUUAAGAAGAAGGAAGAAAGGGCAGACUUAAUAGCUUUCCUCAAAAAAGCUACUAUUGAGUAA
Molecule: messenger RNA, 318 nt
Organism: Sciurus carolinensis (gray squirrel)
Lineage: Eukaryota; Metazoa; Chordata; Mammalia; Rodentia; Sciuridae
Product: cytochrome c-like
Exons: 1
Coding region: 1-318 (105 amino acids)
Biological process (GO): mitochondrial electron transport, cytochrome c to oxygen; mitochondrial electron transport, ubiquinol to cytochrome c
Cellular component (GO): mitochondrial intermembrane space
Molecular function (GO): electron transfer activity; heme binding
Source: RefSeq, a predicted model, not a curated record